AUGCAAACUGAAAGUGCUUUGUCUGUGUUUGGUUCAAGGCCAAUGGAACUGUCCACUGUAGUAAAUCCUGGCCCUGAUAAUGGAAAGCAGAGAAAAUCAAGUUUAGAAUCACCAAUCAUGUUAUUGUCGGGUCAUCAGAGUGCUGUAUACACCAUGAAAUUCAAUCCUGAAGGAAACAUCAUUGCAUCUGGCUCACAUGACAAAGAAAUAUUUCUUUGGCAUGUGCAUGGUGACUGCAAGAACUACAUGGUUUUAAAAGGACACAAGAACGCUGUUUUGGAUGUCCAAUGGACUACGGAUGGGUUGACAAUAAUCUCUGCUAGCCCUGACAAAACGUUAAGGGCAUGGGAUGCUGAGACUGGAAAACAAAUUAAAAAGAUGGCUGAACACUCCUCGUUUGUGAAUUCUUACAAAUACCAAAUCACUGCAGUUAGUUUCUCGGAUGCAUCUGACAAGAUAUACACUGGAGGUAUUGACAAUGAUGUCAAGGUAUGGGAUCUGCGCAGGAAUGAAGUUACCAUGACACUUCAAGGCCAUCAGGACAUGAUAACAGGUAUGCAGCUGAGUCCAGAUGGAUCCUAUCUCCUUACAAAUGGCAUGGACUGUUCCCUUCGCAUAUGGGAUAUGCGCCCAUAUGCACCCCAGAACCGUUGCGUGAAGAUUUUAGAAGGCCACCAGCACAACUUUGAAAAGAACUUGUUGAAAUGCAGCUGGUCGCCUGAUGGAAGCAAGGUAACUGCUGGAAGUUCUGACCGCAUGGUUUACAUAUGGGAUACCACUUCACGACGAAUUCUAUAUAAGCUUCCUGGUCAUUCUGGAUCUGUUAAUGAAUGUGUGUUCCAUCCCAAAGAACCUGUAAUUGGUUCCUGCAGUAGUGAUAAGAACAUAUAUUUAGGUGAGAUAUGA
Molecule: messenger RNA, 906 nt
Organism: Oldenlandia corymbosa var. corymbosa
Lineage: Eukaryota; Viridiplantae; Streptophyta; Magnoliopsida; Gentianales; Rubiaceae
Source: the annotation of a GenBank genome assembly